AAAUGGGUGUGGCUUUUUAUCCGGAAUCUUUCUCAUCAUGAUUAUCCCGCAGAUAUUUGCUCCGCGCCCACUCCGUUCCUUCUGUUUGCUGACGUGUUUAACACAAAACCUAUAUCCGUUUGUCAGCAGCUUUUUGGUUUCAUGGAAGAGACAAUCACUACACUAAAAGACGUAAUUCAUUUAGGAUGUGGGUUAAUUAUCGCUUCACUUAGGUUCCUCUAUUCGGAUCAGGGAGGAACACACCUUCUACGACGAUUGUCUAAGUCACAGAAUACGGUGUUUUGUGGCCAGAUUCAGCUGUUUCUUUCGCGACUUUUUCCAUUGGAUGAAAAGUCUGGAUUAAAUUUGAUGAGCAAUUUCAAUGUUGAAAAAGAGAUCCUAUACAACAAAACUCCGGAUGUGUCCGCUUUCAAACAUCAGCUCUCAAUGGAUGGAACAGAUNCAGAUGAGCUGGAAGAAGGGGAGACAACUGAUGUCCCUAUGCCUGUGGAAGUGGAUGCAUCGUUGUAUGUGAAGUUCUGGUCCAUCCAAGAUUUCUUCAAAAUCCCGACCUCUUGCUAUGACAAGAAUAGAUGGUCAGCCUUCCAAAAUAGUGCAGACACGGUAUUGGAAAUCUUUUCCAGCAUCAAACUUCAAUGUGCAGAGGAUGGAGACAUGCAGUUUGAAACGAACAGUGCCAAGUUUUCCAAAUAUCUAACCAGUGAAAAGUUGCUAGACCUACAGCUGAUGGAUUCCAGUUUCCGGAGAUACAUUCUCAUUCAAUUGUUGCUUGUGUUUCAAUACCUUACCACGCCAACGAAGUUCAAGACCCCGGAACAGGUUCUGAAUGACGAACAGAUCAGUUGGAUUCAUCGCAAGCGAGAAUCAAUACUGCAUUUGCUUUCCAAUCGCUCUUUAGAAGACCAAUCAGGUGACAGUUUCCUGUACACAGUCGAGCGGAUUCUGGACCGCGAAUCCUUGUGGAAUCGCUGGAAAAAUGAAGGUUGUCCAUCGUUUGUUCGUCCAGCUGAAAAACCGCCAGAUACUCCUAGAAAGCGCCGGAUAAAUCCAUUGGUCGAUCGAUUCGGCAAUAGAGCACUAGAUGAACUGUGGAACGCCUGUCCGGACAAUUUGGCGGCUUGUCGUGAUGAGCGGCGGUUGUUUCGACCGAAUUUAUCCACUUAUUUCCAGGAAGCAAUCAUUCAACUUGAUCCGAAUGAAAAAGUGGAAGAGGAGUACAAGUUAGUUGCAUUUAUUUUUGCCCAUGUUCUUAAUCACUUAGUCUUUAACAAACUCUGUGUGUGGUUUUCGUUCACGAUUACGACCGUGGUGAACCCAGUUGAGUUCCGUUUGGAGUAA
Echinostoma caproni is the source of this 1338-nucleotide messenger RNA. The record is from the annotation of a GenBank genome assembly. Lineage: Eukaryota; Metazoa; Platyhelminthes; Trematoda; Plagiorchiida; Echinostomatidae.